AUGAAUACCGAAUAAAUCGUGAUAUCCUUCUUCUUUAUACACACCUUACUGUCUAUUGUUGUUUAUUGCUUAGAACUUGAUAUUUUUAAACUUGUAAUCGAAGGAUUACUGAUGGCUAUCAUACUUUUAUUUUUUAUUUUUAGGACUAAGAAGAAACUACUUUUCAUUAUUUAAACUGUUUUAUCCCUUAAUAUAUUCAUUAUUGGAUUGAUUUAUAUCAAUUCAUCAUACAUCUUUAUACAUUUUCUAGGUUGGUUCAUUGUAACUAGAAAAUUCUUGAAAAUUCAUAAAAUUAUACGCUUACUCCACUGUAUAAUUAUAAUCCUUACUUCUAUAUUUCAAAUUUGGAGACUUUGGAAGAGUGAUACAUAUGAAUCAAUUAUACAUAUGCAAGGAAUAUUAAGUUUCACUGCUUGUUAUUUUUAUUAUGAAUACCAAAUUCAUAUAAAAUAGAACAACAACACAGAAACGUUAUAAAGUUCUCAAAAAGUCAUUAGUGAAGAUUUUCAUAGAUUUUUAACUACUCGAAGAUCAAUGAAUACUUUAUGCUCUGAUUUUGUUGUUUUAGAUAUUAUUCCUCAUGGUGUAGUGUUAUUAACUUGUAAAUAUGAAUUCUAACAUAUUAAUGAAAAAGCUAUAGAUCAAAUAUAUGGUUUGACUGGUAUUAAACCUAAUGAAGAUAAUGUUGUAGAUCUUAUAAAUUCAGUUUUAAAAGGGUAUUCAAUUAUAUUCAUAAAUUAGUUUAUUAAGCUAAAAAAAUUCACCUAAAAACAAGUCUGAAAAAUAAGUUUCCAAAUUGAUUAAUCCACUUAAUCUAGUAAAUCUUGAUUCAAGUCUUGAUAUCAAAAUCACUCCAUUAGAACAUAUCAUUAAUAAUUAAAAAGGAUGUUCAAUUAUGACUGUAAUAUAUUUAUACAAAUUUAUUAGAGUAAAUUAAUUACUAACUAUUAAUCUUAAGGAAAAAUUAGAAGUGUUAAAUUCUAAAUUUAAAAAUAAGAAUUACCAAAUAUUGUAAUCAUUUUAAUCUUAGAUGUUACAUCAAAAAUUGAAAGAUAAAUUCAAGAAAAAAAAUACAAAUUUCAACAUUAAUUGUUGAAUUCUUUUUCUCAUGAAUUAAGAACCCCUCUUAAUUGUUCUCAAUAAUUAUUAGAAAGUUUAAUUGUUAAAUAAUAAGAUGAACAAUAAUUAAAAUGCUUAUAUUAAAUCUUUCAUCAAAAUGAUUUACUUUUAUGUUAAAUCAAUGAUAUAUUAGAUUAUGCUUCAAUGGAAACUGAUAAUUUUCAUUCUUUUUAUUCUGUAUUUACACUUGAUUAACUCUUUAAUUAAUGUCUUGAAAUGUAUGAAUAAGGAUGCAAAUUGAAAAAUAUUAAUAUAAAUAUUAAAAACACUAUUUAUCCUCCAAUUCGUAAUGAUUGUAUGAGAAUUAAAUAAGUCUUAGUUAACCUUAUUAAUAAUUCAAUCAAAUUUUGCUCUCAAAAUGGAAAUAUAAUUAUUCAAGCUAAAGAAAAAAUUAAAAACGAAAAAAAAUUAGCAAAAAUAAAAGUUAAAGACAAUGGUGUAGGUUUUACUUAAACAUAAUUGGCAUUAAUAAAUCAUGUUCUUGAAUAGAACAAUGAUUAUUUUGAUGCAACUACCUCAAAAUGUAUAGGAUUGGGAUUAAAAGUAGCUAAUAAAUAAGUUAAAUCUUUUAUAAAAGGAUACAAUAGAUUAAAGAUAUCAUCUAUUUAAAAUUAAAAAACUAAUGUUUCGUUUUACAUAGAAGAUUUAAUUGAGGAAUAAGAUUUAGAUUGUCAAUCAAGAGCAUCUAAAACUCUAUGUUGUAAUAUGUCUACAAUGACAAAUUCAGAGUAUAAAUUUAUAUCUGCUUUAAGAUGUAAGUGUCCUAAAAUCUUGGUUGUAGAUGAUAUUCCUUUUAAUCAUUAAGCUUUACAAAUAAUGUUAAGUUCUUUUAAUUAGUUAUGUGAUCAUGCUUUUGAUGGUUUAGAAGCAUUUUAAUGUGUAAACAAGCGGCUUUAAACAAAUAAAUGUCAUCCUUAUUAUUAAUUAAUUUUGAUGGACAUAGAAAUGCCAAAAAUGAAUGGAUUUGAUUCUGCUGUGAAAAUUACAGAAUUGCUUGAAAAAAAUAAAAAUUAAACUAAAAUUGUUAUGUGCACAGCAUACGACAAUUUGGAAAGCAGAUUAAUUGCUAAAUAAUGUAUGAUAGAUGAUUAUUUACCAAAACCUAUUUAGAAGAGUAAUUUGCUUAAUAUUCUAAAUAUAUUUAUUAAAUGA
This is a messenger RNA of Paramecium sonneborni, 2271 nucleotides long. The record is from the annotation of a GenBank genome assembly. NCBI's taxonomy places the organism in Eukaryota, Ciliophora, Oligohymenophorea, Peniculida, Parameciidae.